UCGAAUUUUGUCAAAUAGCCUUCGUCAAUUUUUUUUUUCAUUCUUGUUCGAAACAUCGUACAGUAACAAUGAAUUUCUCGAUCCUCGUGCUUUUAACUAUCGGUAUUAAUUAUACCAGAGCAUAUCAUAAAAUUAGUGCGACGACGGAACAUUCAAAAAUAAUUCAUAGAUCGUUACGAGAAACUACUACGAACAGUGGCAAUGUACAAAUACCCGAGAAAAAAAUCUCUUUGACGGAUAUUCUGUACUCGAAACAGAAUUUGACUAGAUUAGAAGAAUUGGAAAGAAAUAUGAAGAAAGAAGUUGACUCUUCGAAUAGAAAAUCGAAAAUUUUAAGAAGUUUGGCUUUCCUAGCCGGUUUAAGUGUCGGUAAUUUGACAAAUGCAGCGUCGACCGACGUAAAAACUUAUACUAAACUUCCAUCGUUGAACGUCGAUGGAACAUCUCGAAUUUCAUCUCCCGUUGCCGCGAUCUAUAAUCCUUAUCCUUACGUCUCGUAUCCUUAUAUAUUUGCCACUCCUGUAGGAUUUUAUCCCCCUUUGUUGGAUUUAUUAAGAUUACAAUCAAUUAAUGGAUUACAAAACGUCCAACCGAGUUCGUUAAAUCUAUUGGGCAACAAAAUCAUUGAUCAGUUGAAGGACGAGUAUGUAGAGGAGGCUCAAAAAAUCGAAAGUAUCAAAACGCCAAACAUCGACAAAAAUACAGAGGAGGAGGAGGACCAGAACGAAGAAGGCAAGAAAGAAGUUAACGCGAAGCAGAGUAACACGUUGAAAAAUAUCGUCAAAGAUAAUUCUUUUACGAUAGGAUUACGAGCCGCGAACACAACAACAAGUAACACAACGUCUGGAAAUAUGACCCAAACUGACAAUUCGACUCAAACAAGUCCACAUUUUUACUACGGCGGAUAUCCACAAAAUAUACACCAUAUCGAUUUCACUACGAAAUCGUACGACCCUUAUUAUCACAGUUACGAGCACAUCAAUUAUGAUUUACCCUCGUACAACAAACCCGUAAAUUUUUACCCGGAUGAAACGUAUAAUAAUUAUUAUCCCGUUGCACAUGUUCAUGAUCAUCAUUAUCCAGGUCAAUUUCAUCAACAAAUGCCCGAAUAUCAUUCUAACGAUUUCAAAAGAUUUUUGUAUACACCUGACGAUAUACCAUCAUUCGCCAACAAUGAUUUCAAACCUAUAAUAUAGAAUCAAACCUAUAACGUGUAAUUGUAACGUGCAAUGUAAUGUA
Apis laboriosa (Himalayan honeybee) is the source of this 1239-nucleotide messenger RNA. RefSeq lists its product as uncharacterized. Bases 69 to 1196 code for a protein of 375 amino acids. The transcript is spliced from 3 exons. NCBI's taxonomy places the organism in Eukaryota, Metazoa, Arthropoda, Insecta, Hymenoptera, Apidae. The record is from RefSeq and is a predicted model, not a curated record.